AUGCCGGAAGCUCUUUCGUCUACAAUCUGCAAGUUGGACGUGAAAAGCCAGAGCGUUUUAGACCGCAAUGAUACUGAUCCCCGAACAGUGUGCGGAAAUAAGACGACGAAGAGCUUGAAGCACCUUCAUUGUCGGUCCCUGCGUCCUGACCUCGGGACCUACUUCAAAGCCCAGCACGAGGUAUAUGGAGAAUCGGCAUCGACAGCACUCGCAAUCGAAGAGGAUGGGUCGGGAUUUGCGUACUACCCAAGCGGACGGCGCGCACUCUGCGUUGCGCAGUCACAAAAGAGCAGAAGGUUCAACUAUGAUUCCUGUUGUAGACAUUCAAACUUUACCGGUGUAUUGAAAGACUCUCCUCCUGAUGAGAAGAACUUUUCGUUUUGCCUUCAUUCUUUCUGACAUUGAUUUCCACUUGCACGUUAUUAUGGUCUAAUUUCUUUGCAUGUUUUUCGAGGACGGACCUUCAUCGAGGUGGCUAGGCUCCAUCAACGAGUGGGGCAUAGGGAAGGUGGAGUCCGCGCCAAAGACGCUGUCGGGUGAGGAAGCAGCCCUGAAGAUUUUCCUUACUACUCGAGACUAUGUACAAGUUUCCUCCUCGGGAGGCUCCUCAUCUUCUUCGAGUAGCAAUCGAUCUUCCUUUGCUGGCCCUAACGCGCCAACUUAAGGCUCUUGUUUGGGAAAUCCAUCUGCAGAUAUUUCAGAAGGGAGAACGAAAAAUGAACAGCGAGGACCACCAAGGUGAAGAUGCCCAUGCAUCUGAGACAGACCACCGGUGAGACUACUUACAACACACAGAAAGGCUCUGCACUUUUUUGGAAAGAGCCAUCUGUUACUCUAAUCUUCAGAUCAGGUAGACGGGAUGAACAUGAAUCUUUCCUCUUCUCCUUCUGCGAAGCUCACCGGAAAAAGCACUGGAGGCGCGGUCGAACGAGUUUGGUGGUCUAAGGCAACAGACGAUCAUAGUUUUGAAAAAAUAUACAUGCCAGUAGUAGCUUCACGAACAGGCCCACCAGUAGUUUCCAUUCGCGUUUGCUACAAUCGAUUUGCGAAACACCUAGCACCAGAAAACUCCAUGAGAGGACCAGGUUUAUGAAUUUGGUGCCGACAUUUAAGACACAGAGCCCUUCCAGUUCCAGACCCAGCCUAUACUAUUUAAUUGCGGAGCAAUAAAGAGUAUGAUCAGCUUCUUGUCCUAUUAUAAGAAAUUACUUAGCGCGUCUUACAGCUUCAUCGUUAUCCUCUUUCUUUUAGUGAAUCGCCUUGCUUCAUUGUGCAGAACCGGCAUUCUAGGGAACCAGCCGCAGACAAACGGCAUAAUUCUAGUGGACUUUCGUUGCGAGAAGGUUAAACACACCUUCGUUGUUGGCAUUGUUCCACCAGCACUCUUCGACAAAUCACAUCCGGGUCUGGCUCUUCUACAGAUUUUAUGACUCGACAGAUAUAAAAAACAGCCAAUAGUACUGCAGGUGAUUCAACGUGCGAACGAGGACUCUGCAUCCAAUAUGUUGCGUCCGCAAUACAUAUACGGUGACAUCAUGAUCGACAAUCACAGCUACAACAAUCUAAGUAAUCCAGAAAACUAGUUUUGCUUUUGUCUAAAAUUACGGACAAUGGCUCGUUCGGAUCCAGCGCAACAUGCAGAAGAUGUCAAGCUUGAGUCUGCACCGAUACUCGAAAGGACAGCGAAAGCUUUGUACUAUCACUAUGUAUGUAAGAAUAAGAAAUGAAUACUAACUUCCUCUACAACUUUCUUCUAGCUCCAUCAUUCAUUUUCCAAUGAUGAGGACAACGAUUGCAUGGGCACUUCCACGCUGUGAAAUACUGUUCAAAGUGAGUAGAGAUGUUGUGAGAUUGUUAUUCAAAAAGGAAGUCUUCAUUUGUUGCGGUUGCUUGCACACCCAUUUCUUCUACUACAGAGAAUCGGUGCAAGCGUCUAUCGAGGAGCGUUUUCCUUCGCCUGACAAAAGUCGCAGGUCUAUUUCGAACGUUCGAGAAUUCGCCAAGGAUGCAACCACUGGCAAGACGCUUUUCGGCACGAUCAAGGACAAAUUCAACGUCUCCGGUGCAGGUCCUAGUGCGAGCAAUUCCUCGACCAUCGAUAACCUGACGCAAAAACUGACGAAGGGUCGAAUAGACUACAAUGUGGAACUAGAACUAGCGCAAAAAGUAGCGAAGAUGAACCCGACGAUCAGUCGCCUCGCAGGAACAUUGACAAACGAAGUGACAGGGGAAAGCAGCAAAAUAGGCAUUAAGUAUUUGAGUGGUCGGUUGAUGUUGGGAGGCGAAUCGAAGCUGAAAGCGAGCAAAGGCAUAGACGAAGGAGUACUACUCUAUGCAAAGCGGGUUCAGAAUAUUCUCAUACCAGGCGCAAUCACGUUUACGAUGCUGUAUUUCAACCCAUCGUGCAUGCAUCCUACAAAUCUUGGUUCCAUUUUUCAAACGUGGUUGAAGCGUAGUAAGAUUCAGUACUUUCUUCGUGAAAACAAAAAUUUUGACCACUUGCAAUUGCAUUACAGGUGAAUCGUUGGUUUUUUCCCAAGACAGUUCGGAUUUUAACGCAUGACGAAUUCGAAACUGCAGUGAUGACUAGCAAAGCAAGAAUGUUUGUCGUGUGCUUUCACGCGCCGUGGGACCCGCAGACGAAACAUGCGGAAAAGCUAAUGCAAGUGUCUCAUGCAUGUGCUCGCAAAUUCGAAAAAAACAUGGACUUUGCUAUGGUGGAUAUGGCAGAGAGAGGCGCGCUCAUAUCCGAUAAAAAGUACUCGUGAAGACAUCCAGUAAAAGCUUCUAAUUCUUCUAGUUGUGCUUCUUAAUUUGUCAGCAAGUAGUGUAUGCACUGACUAGCGUAGGAGUAGGACUACUGCUUCAUCAUUCAUCCAAGUACCCAUUAAUCUACGCUACACCACCGACAAGGUUUGUAAACGAGCUCGCGCACAAGUAUAGCGUUACGAGUACGCCGUGGUUGCUUAUUUUCAGCAGAGGAGCGCUGAUGCUGAGCAAGAAAAUGACAGGAUUUGUAGAGCGGUUGCGCUUUGAGACAUUCGCAAAACCACGUGCGCUCAUAGUAGAACUGACCGGCACUGUCGUUGGUACGUCUCUUACGUUUUACUUACUCUUGUUGUUGUAGAGGAACUACCAAUGACAGUGUUGAAUGAAAUGCUUCGAAUACGAGAAGUAACAGCAUCAAAUGAAUAUGAAUCUUCUUUACAACAUCUCCAUCUAGGUGAGCGUGGUUUUCCAGAUGGGCCAGAAAAUCAAAGGAAGAGCAAAAACGCGCUGGUACGCGCACAAGUGGAUGCAGAUCUAGCUCUUAGUGGGAAAGACGCCAUGCUUAUGGCAGGAAGAAUGGUGCCACCAUACGGCAUGGUCUUCGCGACGUCAGAGGUAUUGAUUUUGUCUUUUACCGGUGAGGACUUUAAAAAUGAGUUUUAAUAGAUCACGAAAAUGGACGAUGAGGAUAGAUUUGUGUACGACAACAACAACAUAAAGAAGAGAUCGUAGGCGUUGCCCUGAACGCAACAAUACAAACGAACAAAGACGGGAUGUCAAUAUCAAUAUCAUCAGAGCGCUCAUUAUUUACGUUUUCGCAAAACACCAGAUACCUUACGCUGACCUAGAGGGCAUAAGGAGUAUGGUGCGUCGAAGAAAUUCUUCAGCACUAUUUUUUCUUGUGCACCACGACAAGAAACACCAAAUUUGCCCCGAAACGCAGGCAAGACUACUAGACAACGCGCCGAAUGGAGCAGUAGACUUCGUUUUUCGGCGCCCUCUCUCAACAUUAUGGCAAAAAAUGAAACAAGAUUUAAGUAGAUUAUCUUGAAACCUCGACAAAGAUGAAACAAAUUGCAAUUAAUACAUAUAGAUACACACAAGACUUAGAAGUAGGCACCUCUUCACGAAACUUGCCGCAGCAGCUACGGAGACUUGACGGAAGUCCUCUCUACAUUUUUACUCCAUAGAAAUACUGACUUUGAAAAGUCCUAGGUAAAUCUCAUCAAAACAUAACCUUGAGGAGUAUGCGCAACAUGUGGACAACACACACCGCAACGCACAAGAGUUUCAAAUUGUUUACGUACUGACGUACACCUACAGAAUCAGAAACAUCUCUAAGCAUCAGUCGCGUGCAGUCCGUUCUGGCGGAGCUGACGCACACGCAGUUUCAUCUGGCAGGGGAGAGCGGUCAUCAGUUCUGGGAUUACCUUAAAAACCUAUACGAACUGAAAACAUAA
Molecule: messenger RNA, 4229 nt
Organism: Amoebophrya sp. A25
Lineage: Eukaryota; Dinophyceae; Syndiniales; Amoebophryaceae
Source: the annotation of a GenBank genome assembly